Molecule: messenger RNA, 2141 nt
Organism: Neocloeon triangulifer
Lineage: Eukaryota; Metazoa; Arthropoda; Insecta; Ephemeroptera; Baetidae
Gene: Smyd4-3
Product: SET and MYND domain-containing protein 4
Exons: 6
Coding region: 48-2006 (652 amino acids)
Molecular function (GO): protein binding
Source: RefSeq, a predicted model, not a curated record
ACUCGGCCGCCCCCCAGAUCUCUCGACGUCCGAAGCAGAUCUUCGCCAUGAGCGCCUCCACACCGUUUUCGUUCUUGUCAUUCCAGGAACAGGUGCACAAUGCGCUGAACGAGGCCGACGAGGCCGAAUUCGGCCUCCUCCAGGACAACGAGCAGCGGAUUUGCUACGUGGCUAAACUGCUGGACGCGAAAGGGCUGCAGCCGAACUAUCGGCAUGGCGGCGCCGAGAAAAAUAGCGAAUUGGCCCUUGAAAGACGCAACGAGGGCAACAAAGCGUUCCAAAAGGGAGAUUUUAACACUGCCCAGCAAGUUUACACGAUGAGCUUGCUUGCGGCUAACGAUCCAGAGGCUGCUUGUCUGGCUUUGGCGAACAGAUCUGCAGCCCUUUACAACAUGAAGCAAUACAAAUUUGCACUGAAAGACAUUGAUGAGCUUUACACGAUUGGUGCAUAUCCCAAACAUCUCCUACACAAAGUAGCAGAGAGGAGAGCUCGUUGUUUCUUGGCCUUGGAACAACGAGUAAGUGCUAGAAAUGCAUUUAGAAACACAAUAACCGCAUUGGACGACGCGAAACUCGACCAGGACCGAAAAACGAAACUCCGGAUGGACGUGCAAAUCAUGCUGGUGAUGCUGGAAAAAGGUGUCUUGGUUGAUGCACCUUUGCCUUUGGAGGAGACGGUCAAGCCACCCUCGCUCUCCGGCGGCGUCAACCCCAACUUCUCGUGUGCCAGCGACUCACUGCGGUUUGAAUGGGCCGGACCCACGGAGGGCCGUAUGGGCCGCUGCAGGUCGGCCAUCCGCACGGGUGAUACCGUGCUGGUCGAAACGCCGAUCGUGUCCGCCCUGCUGCACGAACGGCGCCACACGCACUGUUGGCACUGCCUGGAGCGCCUUGCAACGGCGCUGCCCUGUCCCACGUGCGUCGAGGUCGCCUUCUGCGGCACCAAGUGCAGAGACGCGGCCCUCAAGACCCAUCACAAGUGGGAAUGUGACUUUCUGCCGACGCUGCGAGAGUCCAAGGCGUCAGUCACUUGUUUACUGGCGCUCAGACUGGCAAGUCAAACCAGUAUCCAAAAACUCAGGGAGUGUGUGGAAGCGGCCGAAAAAAGGGACGUGCGGGUCAUAGGCGACGAAAAGUACGAUUCUCGCGACUUGUCCAACUUUUUCACCCUGGUGAGCCACACGGAACGACGCUCGCCGCGCGAUCUGCUCCAGCGUUCUUUGAUGGCGCACUUUUUGCUCGGCGGCCUUUCAAAGGGUGGAUACUUUGGCGAAAAAAGUGCCCUCGGCGCAGAACUCGGCGCCGAUCAGGCUCUGGUCGGUGGAGCGUUGCUGCAGGCGCUGCAAAUUACGCAGUUCAAUAGCCACGAAGUUUCAGAACUUGUUUCACGCAACAACGAUGCAGAGCCAAAAUCGUUGUUCAUCGGAGGUGCCGUGUAUCCGACCCUGGCCCUUUUGAACCACUCGUGCAACCCGAGCGUGAUGCGCUACCACGCUCCUGGCGGCGUGGUCGUCGUCCGCGCCGUGCGUCCUAUCCAGCCGGGCGAGGAUGUGUCCGAGAACUACGGCCCUCUGUGGACUCGGGAGUCCCGCGACGUCAGGAGGCAGCGAUUGCGGGACCAGUACUGGUUUGAUUGUGCUUGCGAGGCGUGCGACGCAGAGUGGCCCCUGUUUGACGAAAUCCCUGACGACGCCAUCAGGCUCCGGUGCGGGGGGUGCGGGGCGGCCGUCAAGUUUGGUGAGGAGCAAAUCGCGGCCACUUGUCUCGUUUGCGGACACAAGACCAGUGUGCUCGCCUCGUUGGCCGGCGUCGCCGACACGGAACGGAAAAUGGAGUUGGCUAAGAUGAGAGCACUAGAUUCGUCUGUUGAAGCGCUGGAUAUGUUCAUACAAAUCCUUGAAGCCUACAACAAGUUUUUGGCACCGCCACCGUGUAAGGACUUUGUUUUAUGUCAGCAGGCUGUAAGAAAAUGCCUGCUUCAGCACGGCAACUGGUUCCAGGGCUAAUACCUUUUACACUACUUUUAUAUAAGUCAAAAAUAAAAUUUGUAUCAGUGACUGACAACUAAAAACUUAUCAGCUUCUUAAACCAAUCCCACUGAAUUUAUUUGAUCACUAUUGACAGCUAAUAAAUAUUUCUCA